UUCCAAUCGCUCCCAAACCAUCCUCCUCCUCUCCCUCCUCUCCCUGCAAUGACUAUCUUGUGUGUGUGGGAUAGUGACACGUAACUUUGUCCGUUUCAUUGACUUGAUCAGGCAGGACACCUCCACCUGGGGCAGGGAGAGCAGAGGAGAGCAGAGGGAGGUCCCCACUAAAAAUCCGUUUAAUUCUCAACAUUUUGUAGCAUGGAGGCGAGAGACGCAACUGCAGGUGCUCUUGUGAGCAGUGAUGGAGAGGAACAAACUGCAAAGAAGGAUGCAGCUCCUAAAAAAGAUCAACCACAGACCAAAAGCAAGAUGGAGAAGAUCUUUGGGUUCAGGAAGGAGGACCUGGCCUCCUGGAGUAGCCUGGUGGCCCUCCUGAACCGUCCCACUGACCCUGCAUCCCUGGGCAUCUUCCGCUGCUUGUUCGGUUUGCUGAUGGUUAUCGACAUCACACAGGAACGUGGCCUCAGUCACCUGGACUAUAAGUACCUGGAUGGUGCCCCUGUGUGCCGCUUUCCCCUCUUCAAUUUCUUGCAGCCACUGCCACUGGAUUGGAUGUAUCUGGUGUAUGUGGUGAUGUUCCUCGGCGCCUUGGGGAUCAUGCUUGGCUGUUUCUACCGUCUCUCCUGCCUCAUGUUCAUCUCGACGUACUGGUACAUCUUCUUUCUGGACAAAACAGCCUGGAACAAUCACUCGUACCUCUAUGGCCUCAUUGGGUUUCAGUUCACACUCAUGGAUGGCAACAGAUACUGGUCAAUCGAUGGAUUGCGGAGGCCUUCUAUAAGAAAUGCUCAUGUGCCUCUAUGGAAUUACACUGUGUUGAGGACACAGAUAUUUAUUGUAUACUUCAUUGCUGGAAUCAAAAAGUUGGAUGCUGAUUGGGUGGAGGGUUACUCGAUGUCAUACUUGGCACACCAUUGGUUGUUUGAUCCUUUCAAAGUGAUCCUUCCUGUGGAGUUAGUAAACCUGCUGGUGGUGCAUGGAGGCGGUCUUGUUCUGGAUUUGACUGCCGGCUACCUGCUAUUUUUUGAUGCCACACGACCUUGUGCAUUUUUCUUUGUCUCCUACUUCCACUGUAUGAACUCUCAGCUCUUCAGCAUCGGGAUGUUUUCCUACACAAUGCUGGCCACCAGUCCUCUCUUCUGCUACCCCGACUGGCCAAGGAGAUUCUUUGCUCGUUUCCCAGUAUUCCUAAGGGCAGUCCUGCCACUCACAUCACUGGACCCUCAGCCCAGUACUUCCUGUGUUUACAGUGAGAUCCACAGCACCAGCACCGAACCCCAGGAGGCCCCGCCUGUUGCCAGAGCUUCCAAACUGAGAAUUAAGCACAAGCUGGGAGCCAUUUUUACAUUUCUCUACAUAAUUGAACAGUUCUUCCUGCCUUACUCCCACUUCAUCACACAGGGUUACAACAACUGGACCAAUGGCUUGUACGGUUACUCAUGGGACAUGAUGGUUCACUCCCGCAGCCAUCAGCAUGUUAAGAUCACCUAUAAAGAUGGGAAAAAUGGAGAAAUUGGAUAUCUGAACCCAGGGGUGUUCACACAAAGCCGUCGCUGGAAAGACCAUGGAGACAUGCUGAAGCAGUAUGCCAUGUGCCUCAAUCAGUUCCUACCCCGCUAUAAUAUCUCUGAUCCGGAAAUCUACUUUGACAUCUGGGUGUCCAUCAAUGAACGCUUCCAGCAAAGGAUUUUUGAUCCUCGUGUGGACGUCGUGAAGGCUGAUUGGUCACCUUUCCGACCAAACACAUGGCUGAUGCCUCUGCUGGUGGACCUUUCGCCAUGGAGGACCAAGUUCCAGGAGAUUGAGGGCAGUUUGGACAAUCAGACUGAGAUCGUCUUUAUCGCUGAUUUCCCAGGUCUCCACUUAGAAAACUUUGUAAGUGAAGAUCUGGGCAACACCAGCAUACAUGUACUGCAGGGCAACGUGAACGUUGAGGUAGUGGAGGAGAAAAAGAACUACACUCUUCAGCCUGGUGAGCAUAUAAAGGUGCCUGCUGGGGCUUACCAUAAGGUAUACACUGUGUCUGAAGACCCGUCUUGCUACAUGUACAUCUACGUCAACACCACAGAGGCGGCGCUGCAGGAGAACUUCACCAAGCUGUUUGAGCUCCAGGAGCGUGUUCGCAAUGGGACAGAAACCAAGCCCCUUUCUCCUGAGCUGCAGCCUCUCAUCGCUGCAGACAGUGAUGAAGGGUCGGAGGUCAACUCCACCGACCCGAUUGUGCAGCUGUUCCUGAAGAGGCAGCGCCGCAUGAAGGAGGUGAAGAAACGCAGGGAGGCUGGCAUGCUGGAGCGACUGGAGCGCUUUGCAGUGAAAAAGUACUAUACUAUACGGAGGGGGUUCUUGAUGACAGCCAUUGCUAUGAGAAACCUGAUGGUGGGUCUCCCUCCUCUCGAACAGCUGACAAGAGAAGUUGCCUUUGCCAACAUGAAAGAACCUCAGGCAUACACCAACCAGGAUGAACGGCUGAAAGACGAAGUUGGUCAUGGGGAACUUUAAAGCUGUCUUUGGGUCCAAAGAUACUCUGUUGAAUUGCCUGCAGUUGCUGGAUCACACAUUCCAGACAGAUGUGUGUGUGUGUGUGUGUGUUGUUACCACUGGACUGUUACUGGGACAGAAAGCUGCCCAGAAAGGAUUUUUAAAUCUCUAUGCUUCUGAAAAUAUGGCAUUUCAGAUUAUUUCCAAAGGUAAAUUCAGUAUUUUGUUGUAGCAUUUGUUUACGAAUCUGAAUUUAUGCAGAUGGCGUUUCUGUAGCUGCAGCAAAACCACAAUACUGUUUGUUAGCAGAUAUGCACUGCUUUGCUGUGCAAGAUUACAUUUCCUGUUUGUUCAAUUUUGCUUAAGAAUUGUAUAAUUGCAAUUAUGGCUGGGUGACAUGACCGAAAGGAAGUCAAGAUAUUGACAACAUAUUGACAAUUAAUUAAAAAUGCUCUAUGACCGAUGAAGUCAGCAUUAUAUGAUCUGCUGGAGGAUCAGAUUUUAAAUAAGCUAAACUAUUAGACUUUAAUGCUGCUUUUGUUUUGAAUGAAAAUAUACAACAAGCACGUUACUGAAUGGUUUUAAGUUUGAAAGGGACAGAUUUUGGCGAACAUACUGACAUGAACAGGAUCAGGUUUGACAAUACUCCCCUCCUAUUGGUAAAUUUUCAGUUUGUUGCCCAGCUAUAAUUUAAAUAAUUCUGGCCGAAUCAUGACAAGCACAUUUACGAUUAUGCAGUAGGAUAUGUGGACUUUAUGCUAACCCUAUAAUGUGAGAAAAACUGACUGACAGAAAUACAAAACAAUUGUUAGCUUGUCAAUCAACAGCCUUUUCUAGUCACUUUUCUAAGAAAGAGCUUAUGAUGUCAAUAAAUUUGAUGUUAUUUUAAUUAAAAAUUAACUUGAACUUUCA
Siniperca chuatsi (mandarin fish) is the source of this 3393-nucleotide messenger RNA. RefSeq names its product gamma-glutamyl carboxylase (gene ggcx). Gene Ontology annotation, molecular function: vitamin binding; gamma-glutamyl carboxylase activity. The record is from RefSeq and is a predicted model, not a curated record. The transcript is spliced from 15 exons. Lineage: Eukaryota; Metazoa; Chordata; Actinopteri; Centrarchiformes; Sinipercidae. The coding region runs from base 202 to 2502 and encodes 766 amino acids. Gene Ontology annotation, biological process: peptidyl-glutamic acid carboxylation.